AAAAGCUCGAACGAGCAGAAACCUCAAGGCAGCCUAAAGCGAAGUUGAAGAUGAAACGAAUAUUUUAACUACCCUGAGGAAGGCCCAGCCCCCCAGCCCAGCCGUUUACGUUUUAGCUGAGCGUGAGAGGAAUCGCAUCAAAGCGAUAUCUAUCAAUAUCUUAUAAAAUGGGGGCGCGAGUUGUGCCCAUAGUGAAUCCCGAAGUGCGCUACGAACACCUUGGAGAAGAGCCAUACAAAAUAAAAACAGCAUACAAACAGCUGUUCCUGUUUGGUUUUGGGCUGUCGCUCGUGAUAUUUUUGAUUCUUGUGACUGCGUACAAUGGUUGGGAAGACAUCUUUGCCCCAUCAGAGAAACCUGAGAAGAAUGAUAAUCUUGACUUCAUGAUGUAUGGGCCAGUGAGGUCGGAACUUGGUGUACAAGGAAUCCAAGAGCGCCGAGCUGAUCUGUAUGCCAAAGCGUUCAAUAAAAAACAUAAGUUUUUAAUGAAACCACCAAACAGUAGUUAUUCUAAGACAGAGGAAGAACAGUUGCUUACCAAUAGCCCAUAUGUUUGGUCUACUCCUGAACCAGAUGGGUUCAAACUGGUUUGCUAUUAUGCAAUUCCACCAAACUUAACAGUAACUGAUGAUAAAACACUUAUGCCCAAUGAUUUGGAUGCUGAUCUUUGUACUCAUAUAAAUUUGGCAUUUGCAAGUGUUGCAAAUAACAGUUUAGUACCUUCAAACCCCGAUGAUGUUGAGACCUAUGAUGAAGUUGUUAAGUUGAAGAAACAAAACCCUAAGCUGAAGGUGCUACUUUCUGUCAAUGGGGACAUGUCUCAAGUGGUUCAAGACCAUAUUACUCGCAAGACAUUCAUCAAAUCUUCUCUAGAUGUUUUAAGAAAACAUAACUUUGAUGGCUUAGACAUUGACUGGGAAUUUCCUGAUGAUGCUUGGAAAUUUAUGACCCUCCUAGCUGAGUUUCGCCAAGCAUUUGGAGAUCGUUACCUGUUGACUGCAGCUGUAGCUGCCCCUCAAGUCAUUGUUGAUAUAUCCUACAAAAUAAAUGUGAUGUCAAGAUUUGUUGAUUGGGUGAACCUUAUGACGUAUGACUUUCAUUUUUACACAAGAUUCACGCCAUUUACUGGACUGAAUGCUCCUCUGUAUAAGAGCCAAAAGGAUAAGGGUUACUUCUCACAGUUGAAUACCAAUUGGUCUGUUCAUUAUUGGGAAGACCAAGGAAUGCCUCGCAACAAGAUAGUUGUUGGUGUCCCUACUUAUGGGCACACUUUUAAGCUGCAAAACAAGAAAAAUACUGGUCUCUUUGCUCCUUCUUGCAAUUUUGGUGACCUAGGAGGAGGGGGUUUCAUAGAUUACCCUGAUGUUUGUCGUUUCUUAACAACUGGUGCUGUGCAGACAUUUGACCGUUCUUCUAGAGCUUCCUACGCCUACAAAAACAGGAAUUGGAUAGCUUUCGAAGAUGAAAGAAGUGCAGCUUACAAGGGUGAGUUCAUCACCAGUCGAGGCUAUGGUGGUGCUAUGGUUUGGUCUUUGAAUUCAGACGAUUACAAGGGAUUAUGUUACAAGUCUGGGUUGAAGUUUCCACUGAUAAGGAGACUCAAGAUUGUUUUAACUGACGAUAUGCUGUAAAAUAUGAAAAUAUUUCCUCAUUGCAUUUUGAAUCCCUCAAGGGUUAUAACACUGCCCGUAUGUAGUGAGGUAGGACUGUGUUACAGUAGAUAUGUAUACUGAUAAUAAAGUUGGACUGACCGGCAUUGGUGAAGGUAAGGAAUAUCACUGAUGAAAGCUUCAGAAAGCUUGGGAUUUGUUUAGAAGUGCAUUUACUAUUUCAGCAUUUAUGCCUUCUACUAUGUGUUUUAUUGCUAAUAAUUAUUAGAUGUUUGAACUAUGCCCUACAAUUACUUCACAAAAAUGUAUGGAUGUGAAUUGCAGAACUCUAUGAACAGAUGAAGAAAUCAUAUUCCCUUUCUGUUUCAGUCCAUUUGUUCUCACAUUGCUUUAAAGAGUCCUUGAAGCUGCUUUCCGACCUCAUACAUACUUACAUACAUAGAUAAGAUGAGGUUCCCUUACUUAAUUAGUAUUAUAACUUGUGAUCCCUUCAGAAUGUGUGUGCCAAUCUUGUCUCACUUUUCAUUUGGGGGAAAAAAUGAAAAGAAAAGACUGCCAAUUCGUUUACAAGUUGCAACUAAAAUACCAAUCGAUGCCUUUUUAUCAAUUGGAAGCUAUAUCAAAAGAUCAUGUCUAUUGUAUGGUACUACAUAGAGUUUUUUUUCUUUACAUUUUUUUUUAAAUUUUGUUAUUUAUUCCAAGUUUACUCUGCUGUUAACCUUGAAACUAAAUACCUAUGUGUGUAUUUUAAUUUGUUUGUUUUUUAUUUUGUUAUGGUACUAUACAAAUUUUAAUCAUGAGUUCACCUGGGAAAUCAUGUGUGUUACACUUUGUCAUCACAGAAUCUUUUCAUCACACAUUGGGUGAUGCCUUGUUUCCUCUAACACAAAUUAAUACAAUGUGUUAAGCAGUGUGCUGUGACUUUUGCAGUUCAAUGUUGUCUUCUAAAUGAAAUGCACUGAAUGUUUGAUUGCUUCUAAAUAGGAAAUAUCUUUAUCGUUCAGUAUUAGCUUACCGUAAGGUUGUGUUUGUUCCCAACAAAUUGAACCAUUUUGGGAAUGUUGCUUAUUUAUGACUGAGCUAAAAUGCUGAAGGAUUAAAUUUACCUAUUUAACUAUCGUCUUAUGUAAGCUGUGAAUGUGAUCUAGUGUCCUUGAUUUUUUUCAAAUGGUAUGUUCAUUAUACUGAUGACACAUUUGUAACACUUUUAGUAAGUGGGAUGUGUGGUGAGAUAUGUACCCAUAUGGCUUUUUCUACCUGCGGUGCCAUGCUGCACUUUGUGAGUUAGUUUGACUGGUGAGUGAUGUUUACCUUCUCUUAUUUCUUUUCAAGUCAAGGAAGGGACCAUGUGACAUCUCAGAAUAUGAUUGUGUGGAAGAGUCAUGCCCUACUUUGCAACAACUAGUUAAAUUCAUUUUGGUGCUACCGUACAUUAUUCCUGUGAUCACUUCUGCAUUCCAUUUUGAUUACUAUUUCUAUUAUUUGGUCUCCCUGUAUCCAUUGUAGGUACCCCCUUUUUUAAAACUCAAUCAAUAGAUUUGUGACUUGCCUUUCUGUUAUUGCCAUCUCAGGCAUGCUAACAAUUUCAAUGUGUAUUUAAUGAAAUAAAAGUAGCAACUCUUCAA
Frankliniella occidentalis (western flower thrips) is the source of this 3235-nucleotide messenger RNA. RefSeq names its product chitinase-3-like protein 2. Gene Ontology annotation, cellular component: extracellular region. The record is from RefSeq and is a predicted model, not a curated record. NCBI's taxonomy places the organism in Eukaryota, Metazoa, Arthropoda, Insecta, Thysanoptera, Thripidae. Gene Ontology annotation, biological process: carbohydrate metabolic process; chitin catabolic process. Gene Ontology annotation, molecular function: chitinase activity; chitin binding. The transcript has 7 exons. Bases 168 to 1631 code for a protein of 487 amino acids.